UUCGAGAAAUGGGUGACAUGAUGGAAAAGGUCUAUAAAACAUUUGCAAAAAAUCCAAUAACUGCCAAUCUAACCCAUUUUGGAAGAGGUAAAAAAUAUUUAAAUGAAGCGCGUGACCAAAAAAGUCGAAACCUCGCAUCUUCUGCUUUGUCGUAUGAUGAAGCCAUUAAUAACCUCGAAAUAGCUCAUAAGAAUCAUCCUACAUCUAGUGAGAUCAAGGAAAUCCUAACACAGGCACAUGAAGAAUAUGAAGUGAUCUUAAAAGAGCUAUCUAUAUCCGAAAUUAUUGAAAAUAAAUUUUUUAAGAAAAAUCAUUUUCCAGAAAAAAUACAUCUACCUCUAGAUGAAGAUUCUGAACCCAAUGAUACUCGACAAUUGGCUUGCGAGCUACUCCAAAAAGAUGUAUCGUCAAAACAAAAGGAGAGAUUAUACACAUUAGCACGAAAUAUAAUCAAUAGAUUUGCUGAAAUCAAAAUUAUAGAUUCAACAUUGGUGCACGAAGUAAUGGUGUUAUCACAUUUACCAGAUUCAGAGAAAGAACUUUAUAGAAAUUUAAUGGAGACCUUUGUUACUAAAAUUAAAGAAUCAAAUUUAUUACAUCCUCCAUUAUUGGAAGGUUUAUCUCAUAUUAUCCGUCAAGCAAAUCCUAAACACCGAGAGCCUGAUGAUUUGGUUUGCAUUUUAGAGGUAUUAAACAAAAAAUUUAAAAAUCUUCGUGCCCAAGAUAAGAAUCGACAGAUUGAAAUGACUCAAACAUUGGGGCGACUAUUUGAUGUAAUGGCAGAUUGUAAGGUACAAGAUCUUGAGUAUGAAGAAUUAUACAAACCCUUAUAUGAUACUUUUAAAAAAUUACAAAGUGAUAGUAAUCAAGAACUAGUUUAUCAUGCAAAAUAUGCCUGUCAAGCUUUAAUUUGUAUAUCAAAUAAUAAAAGUCCAUGGAAGGAAUUCCUACAAGUCUUUCUAGGAAUAACAAAUUUUGCAGGUGCAUUUAAAAAUAUAGACCCUGGAAA
Racocetra fulgida is the source of this 1009-nucleotide messenger RNA. Lineage: Eukaryota; Fungi; Glomeromycota; Glomeromycetes; Diversisporales; Gigasporaceae. The record is from the annotation of a GenBank genome assembly.